AGCUGUCCGGUUCAUCUUCGUACUCUGCCCUGUUUGCUAAGCCCCACUCGCUUUCCGCCUCCCAGAAAGCGAUCAGCGGUGCGCUGGACACACAGAUACACACGGACCCGCAGAUACGCACACACUCGCCCCUGACGUACGCGUUUGCGGCCCUCUAGAAUUCUUGCGCUUUGCACAUAGACCCCUCCAUCUCCCUCCGACAACAGUAACGAAGUAAAACAUCUCCAUCCAAAGAAAAGGUCAAAGCCCGGAAGUCGGGCGACACAUACGGUGUGGCUAGCUGUGUUUUACUGCUGCGUACCAACUCCGUUGCUUCUUUACUUCUUUCUCUGGUUUGUUGACGCUGUUAUUAAGAGGCCGCAGCUGCCUUCACGCACCUUCCCACAACGUCCAGUAAAGGGUUUCUUCUUCGCCACUGCGGUCGUGUCUUCCGCCCGUGCGUUGGCGCUGUAAGGCGUAAUCGUGUGAAGCACUUCGAUAUGGACGUCGCACACAGCCGCUCGUUGGGCUUUGCGGGGAAGGAAAUCCUCUUCCGCAAGGUUGAGUUUGAGCAGUACCGCAAGCCGCACGUCGUCGAGUACCCGCGCAGCGCCAUCGUCCUCAACCCGCAGCACACCCGCCAACUCAAGGACUCCCUCCACCACCACCACAACCGUGACGCUGACAAUGGAGGGGACGACGUCGACGGUGUUGGUAGCCAACACGCCGCAUUAAGCAGCACCGGUGACAGCGACGAUGACGAUGACGACGACCCGCGCCGCAUCGACAAGACCACGCAGCUCUGCUCCGACGCUCAGCUCCGCAGCAGCCUGCACCUCCGCUGGCAGCACAUCACUCCGGUCGGACUGGGCCUCGUGAAUUUGGGCAACACGUGCUUCGCGAACAGCGUGCUGCAAGCACUGGCCCACACUCCCGCCUUGGCGCAGUACUUAAUGACCACCUUUCGCUCCGCGGAUAAUCAACUGGGGGCUCCGUUUGACUUUUGCUUCGCCCUGGCCGAGACGCUCCGCAGGAUGCACCACGCCGCGCAGCCUGGGCGUGGGGCGGGGAACAGCAUCGCCGGCGCCUACCGCCCUGGUCAAAUCAUGGGCAACCUCCGCCUUCUCUCGAAACACUUUUCGAUUGGCCGGCAAAGCGACGCCCACGAGUUCGCCGUGCAGCUCCUUUUUUCGUGCCAGAAGUCGCUGCUGCACCGCCUGAACGGCUCCAAGAAGGUGCAGCCGCGCGUGGCGCACACCACAGCCCUCUACCGCAUCUGUGGGGGCUAUCUCCUCUCCCAGGUUACGUGGUCGCGGCAGGAGGAAAUUCAGCAGCUGUUGCGGGCCGGGAAGCAGCAGGAGGCGAUGGACCUGAAGCUGGAGGCGAGGCAAGCGAGGCAGCAGGAACACUCGACGCACCGUGCAUCUCGGCAUGGGUUGGACACCCAAACCUUGUACUCCAACACCUACGACCCCUUCACGAUCCUCUCCGUGGAGCUGGCCGGCCACACGCUGAUGCAUUGCCUUGACAAGUUUUGCAUGGCAGAGGAACUGGACGGCCGCUGCUACCACUCCCCGCGCGAGGUCGGCGUGCGGGCGAGGAAGAAGUUUAGCAUUCACGUCCCACCACCUGUGCUGAUGAUCCAUUUAAAGCGCUUCGGGCCCACAGGCAGUAAAAUCAAUAAGCACGUGCAGUUUCCCCUGGAACUCGACAUCACACGUUACUGCACACCGCUGCCGUCGUCCUCGUCCACCCUCUCCUCCCCUCCAUCCCCGCAAGAGGUCAGAGAGGAUUGCCAGUACGAGCUCAACGCGAUCUGCGUGCACGAGGGCAGCUCCAUCAACUACGGCCACUACUACGCUAUGGCAAGGGCGUCGAAUGGGAUGUGGUACAAGUUUGACGACAGCCACGUCAGCCGCCUCUCCGAAGAGCAGCUGCAACGCGCACAGGCGUACCUGCUGUGCUACUCUCGUGUCCCCUCUACGGGGAAAACGAAGCCUGCUGCACCGGCGCGUUCGCCGGCACCCGUGAAAGUGCGCUUGCCAGGUGCGAUGCAGCCGGUCAACGGGCGCGCAUCGGCAUUUAUGACCGACGCGUUGCCCGCUGAGCCUGCGGAGGGCGACGCCGGGGUAGGAAGAGAAUUGAGCGGGGCGGAGCUUCAGGCGCUGCUCGAGGAGCGCCGUCGUGACGCGCAAAGCACGACCACGCAGACACCACCACCACCACCACCAACGGCGGCAGCAGCAGCGGCACCGAAACAGAAUCAAACCGCCAGGGACGCCUCGGAAAGUGAAUCGGAAGGGGAGGGCGGCGGAGCGGAGCCGCCGAUGCCGGUAGGUUGUGCGCAGAAUCAGAAGCGUUUGCGCGAGGAGCUGCCCACCGACUCCGACAGCGACGACAAUGAAGAGGCAAACGAGCAACGCGACGGCGCGUACAUGCGGCGUCUGCGUCCGCCACCCGAGCAGCGCCACAGUGGCCAAGACAACCAACACCACAAGAAGAGUCAUAUGGACGAGGGCGAAGAACAACAGGAGCGUGAUGGGCCGGAACAGGAGGAGGAGGAGGCGGAGCAAGACGCCUCUUCUUUAGCAGGCCCACGCAGCGUCAAGUCCUUCAUGUACGGCGGCCUCAUCAAGUCAAUGAAGCGCAUGCCCCACGGUAGCGACACGGCUGCAGACAGCCCCGAUGCUCACAGCAACGGCCACAGCAGCCGCACGACGGCACCUCCCAACUUCCGGGUGGGCCGCCACGCGGUGAGUGCGCUGCACGCCCGCAAGGUGCGCAGCACCCCCGACACGGUGAAGAGGCCUGCGACGGCACCGAAGUUUCAGCAACGCAUCCGCGACCCGAUGUGGGAGAUGGAGAUGGACCGCGGCAAGGUGAAGAAGGUCAAGUCGAAGGAAAAGGCCCCCGAUCCGUUUGAGGGCACCAACCCAUUUCAGGAAGUCUCGCGUGGUAUGUUUGACAUCCGCGGCAGACGUCGUCGCGAUUAG
This is a messenger RNA of Leptomonas pyrrhocoris, 2972 nucleotides long. RefSeq names its product putative ubiquitin hydrolase. Lineage: Eukaryota; Euglenozoa; Kinetoplastea; Trypanosomatida; Trypanosomatidae. Gene Ontology annotation, cellular component: nucleus; cytosol. Gene Ontology annotation, biological process: protein deubiquitination. The transcript has a single exon. Gene Ontology annotation, molecular function: cysteine-type deubiquitinase activity; cysteine-type endopeptidase activity. The record is from RefSeq and is a predicted model, not a curated record. Bases 480 to 2972 code for a protein of 830 amino acids.